AAGGACAUAUCAAAAGACAUUAGCAUCUUCGCUUAUUGCCAGGGUUCCUACGCCCUUCGUGACCUUAUGCCUGUUCAGAACCAGGGGCUUGCACUGUACAGGGAACUCUUGCGCCAGAUCCGAACUCUUCCGAGGAGCACACAGGAGUAUUACCGGAAUUACGCUCGGCAACAUAUCGCAUCACAUGAAGACGAGACCGACGCAGAACAGGUGCAAUUCCUCGUGAACCGUGCUCGCCAGAACGCGCAGUGGAUUCUGCGCAAGUACGCUCCUGCUUCCAACGACCCCAAGCCCAACUAGCGGACCAACUGCAUCCUCCGCUUCCCCAAUCUAUUCCGGGCUUAUACAUUGACCACGUCGUCAGCAUCCUCGCCAGCUGCCGUGCAGUACAGCGCACUACGGCGCAACAAACGACAGGGCAUUGCACGUGGGAAGCCAGCUGCAGCCAUUAAAGAAAAACAGCACCGUCACCGUUGCCUGUAACGAUAAGGUCCAACGGCGCACUGUCGUCGCUUGCCCCACGCCGGCGUGAAUCGUAGGUCCCCCGCUGCCAACCGCCUUUUAAGAACUAGGUGGAGGCUGCUGUGGAGGCGCCAUGGCUCCAUCCCAACAAACCACUGCUGACGCCGCGCAUGCAUCGGUCCCAGGUGAGCCAAGAAUUAACGCCACCGCCGCCACCACUACCACUACCCCCAGCCCGGAGGUCCGUCUACGGAAACCAGCAGCAGCAGCAGCACCCCCAACAACCGCCUCUGGCACGCUACAGCCCCCGCAGCAGCCUCCCUCCUCUCCUCCUCCCGCCGCUACUGCUGCUGCUGCUGCCACUACUACUGCUGCCGCUGCUGGCGGUGGUGGUGGGGGUGGUUUGCAGCGGCUGCUGGUGGGGGUGUUGGCGACGGGUUUGUGGAUGCUGUUCAGCAGUGCGGUCAUCAUCCUAAACAAGAGCCUCUACCGCCGGGGCUUUGCAUACCCCUCCACCGUGACGGGGGUGGGGCAGUUCUUCUCCGCGCUCAGCGGCCUGCUGCUGGCCCGCCUGGCCGGCCCCUCUCAGCGCCUGCGCCCGCCGCCGCCCGCCCGCACCUUCUGCCGUGCGCUGCUGCCCAUCGCGGGCUGCACCGCCGCCACCAUGUACCUGGGCAACCUGGCCUACCUGCACCUCUCAGUGGCAUUCAUACAGAUACUCAAGGCCUUCACCCCCGCCAUCACGCUGCUGCUGUGCCUGGCCGCCGGUCUGGAGCGCCCCGCCUGGCCGCUGGUGGGCGCGGUGGGCAUGAUCGCGGGCGGCACCGCGGGGGCGGUGCUGGUGGAGAGCGGCACCCCCGCCUUCAGCGGGCUGGGGCUGGCGGCGUUCAUGGGGUCGUCACUCACAGAGGCGGCGCGGGUGGUGGGCGCGGAGCUGCUCAAGGACGGCUCGCAGUACAACACCGCGGAGUCGCUGGUUUACGUGGGCGGCCCCACCGCCCUGCUGCUGCUAGCCGCCGCAGCCAUCUGGGAAUGGCCUGCCAUGCUGGCAGCGACCUACGCCUCCACCGCCGAGCGACCCAUGGGUCUGGCGCUGGUGGCGGCUGACCCGUGGGUCUUCCUGGCGGCUCCCGCCGUUUCCUCGCUCGUGAAUGCGAGCUGCUUCUUCGCGGUGUAUGCGACCAGCAGUCUGACAUUCAAGGUGGCGGGAUGCGUUAAGAAUGUGGCGGUGGUGUGGUACGGCGUGUUGGCGCACGGCGACACCGUCACUGCGCUGCAGGCUGCGGGCUACGGAGUGAGUACGGCGGGUUUCAUGUUGUACUCGCACCUCAAGAUGGCGGCGAGAGCUGCAAGGCGGCCUGUUGCUGCUGCUGUUAAGAAGGAAACUUAGAGGGAUACGUAGGCUGUUGCUGCUAAGAGGGAUACGUAGGCUGAGGAGGACGAUGACCACCUCGGGUGUAUGUUGUACAUGCAAGUGCGUACGGAACGUGGGGUGCUGUUAUUAACGCACGUUGUCCCGAUUGUGCACAUGUGAGUACAUACUCGUGUGACUUGCGAGGUGCUUGUUGGCCGGUUGGUGGUCGGCGAGGAAGGGCACGUUAUAGCGGCUUGUAUUUGCUAUUCACUGGUACGUAGGGGUGUAAAAAACAUACAUGGAAGGGGGUUUGUGGUUUGUGGGGAUCGUCGCUCACAACUGUUUUUGUAACGCCGACUCUUCUGAAAUCGUGAUUUCCAAACAGAGUCCGAAGGUGCGGAAAAACCACUGUGUUAGUGUCUGCUGACGACGCGUAGGUGUUCAUGCCGUUGGGUGCGUGAAGCCGUGCACAUGUGCGUGUGUAUAGUGUAGUGAAUCAAAUGGCCGCAGUGUACCUGCGCAUGGAACUAAUUAGGUCAUAUUCGUGACUUGGGACUUCUCCUUUGCAUCUGUGCCCGUUUUUCCGGCGGUGCUUUUGAGAUACUGGUGCUUUGAACCAAUGGGUGUGUCUGCUUCCCAGGAGGCGGCGUCCCGCAUGCGGCGUGUUACUCCUCGUCAGCUGCUGCUGCCGCAUGCAACAAUAUGCAAAACACGCGUCUCGA
Astrephomene gubernaculifera is the source of this 2538-nucleotide messenger RNA. NCBI's taxonomy places the organism in Eukaryota, Viridiplantae, Chlorophyta, Chlorophyceae, Chlamydomonadales, Astrephomenaceae. The record is from the annotation of a GenBank genome assembly.